GCGGCUUUGCAAUGGCGAGCAAGCUAAAAGAAAGCAACGCCGUUACUAUUAUACCUUACUCUACAUGCACAUCUCAAGGAAUGAUCACCCAGGUUUGAUAAGAUUGGGACUUUGUGUCCUCACUGUCACAAAAGUCACAGGAAAGGUAUCAAGAAUGAAGAUACGUGUAGGUUGCAAGAGGUGAUGGUCCCUUUAGUUCCUAAGAUUUUGAACUCCCAACUCUGUUCCUCCCAAGUCUCCUCCUCCUCCUUCCUCCUCCCCCUAACUUAUCUCAGCGAGGAGAUACCAGUCCAGUCUUCGCUCUUGGAGCAGUCCCUGCACCUGUGCGGUGCCAUUCUCAGCUCUUUGUACUCCCACUGCCCCGUGCGGCAGCGGACCUCCUCGUUGUUUGCGUGGGCGGCGCACUUGACGAACACGGCGUUCAGGCUGUGUCCACAGCUGUACCGGAUCUGGUACUGGGUGCAUACGCGCGGCGGGGGGUCGGGCGCCGUCUCUUUUGUGGGAGAAAGGAGCCGGUCGCCGUGAUGAGACAUCUGGAGGGAAUUUCAGGUUAGUGCUCCGCUCCAAGUUUGCUUCCCAAAGCAGGAGA
Canariomyces notabilis is the source of this 589-nucleotide messenger RNA. RefSeq lists its product as uncharacterized. NCBI's taxonomy places the organism in Eukaryota, Fungi, Ascomycota, Sordariomycetes, Sordariales, Chaetomiaceae. The transcript has a single exon. The record is from RefSeq and is a predicted model, not a curated record. The coding region runs from base 184 to 525 and encodes 113 amino acids.